Tetrahymena thermophila SB210 is the source of this 297-nucleotide messenger RNA. RefSeq lists its product as hypothetical. NCBI's taxonomy places the organism in Eukaryota, Ciliophora, Oligohymenophorea, Hymenostomatida, Tetrahymenidae. The transcript has 2 exons. The record is from RefSeq and is a predicted model, not a curated record.
AUGAUUCAAAUAAAUUGUUAAUAUGAAUUUGUAUGUAGAGAUGAUGUGGAGUAUGUUUCUUGUGAAAGUUACAACUUGGAAAUAAUAAUUGGAGAGCUCUUUUUGUAUUAGGAAAUAAAUUUAUAAAGGGUCAACGGUAGGUAAAUGAUCAGAGAAUUCCAGAUAGUGUAAAGGAAUCUUUGUACUUAGAAUAAUAUUAUGAUUUUGUAUUUCGGAAAAUGCUUUAAUCAGAAUGAAUUUUAGGUUAUUCUUUAUAACUCAAGAAAAUAUUAAUUUUAUGAGUCCUCACAUUAUUGA